AUGGAGUACACGCCGCCCCCCAAGCCGCAGCUCUCCUCCCGGGCCAACGCCUUCUCCAUCGCAGCCCUCAUGUCGAGUGGCAGCUCCAAGGACAAGGAGUCUUCCGAGAGCACCAUCAAGCCGCUGGAACAAUUCGUUGAGAAAUCCUCUUGCGCUCAGCCUCUGAGUGACUUAUCCAGCCUGGACCCUCACGGGGAUUUUAGCACCAGCCCUUCAUCCCUGUGCACCGAGCCCCUCAUCCCCACCACCCCUAUCAUCCCCAGCGAGGAGAUGGCCAAAAUCUCCUGCAGCCUGGAAACCAAAGAACUCUGGGACAAGUUUCACGAACUGGGUACCGAGAUGAUCAUCACCAAGUCCGGGAGGAGGAUGUUCCCUACGAUCAGGGUUUCCUUCUCGGGAGUGGAUCCUGAAGCCAAGUACAUUGUGUUAAUGGAUAUAGUUCCCGUGGACAAUAAAAGAUAUAGAUAUGCCUACCACAGGUCUUCCUGGCUAGUGGCUGGAAAAGCUGACCCUCCGCUCCCUGCAAGGUUGUACGUGCACCCUGACUCCCCGUUCACAGGAGAGCAACUGCUGAAGCAAAUGGUGUCCUUCGAGAAAGUCAAGCUCACCAACAAUGAGCUGGAUCAGCAUGGCCACAUCAUUCUGAACUCCAUGCACAAGUACCAGCCAAGGGUGCACAUUAUUAAGAAGAAGGACCAUACAGCUUCUCUGCUAAACCUGAAAUCGGAGGAGUUCAGGACGUUUAUCUUUCCAGAGACCGUUUUCACUGCUGUUACUGCCUACCAGAAUCAAUUGAUAACCAAGUUGAAAAUUGACAGCAACCCUUUUGCUAAAGGAUUCCGGGACUCUUCCAGACUCACUGAUAUCGAGAGAGAAAGUGUGGAGAGCCUUAUCCAAAAGCAUUCCUACGCCCGAUCCCCCAUUCGAACCUAUGGAGGAGAGGAUGAUCUUGGAGAUGACAGCCAGGCAACACAAAGCAGAGGAUCAGCAUUUACAACAUCCGACAACCUGUCCCUCAGUUCCUGGGUAUCCUCCUCAACCAGUUUCCCUGGAUUUCAGCAUCCACAGUCUUUGAGUGCCCUGGGUACCAGCACUGCAUCCAUAGCUACACCCAUUCCUCAUCCAAUCCAAGGAUCUCUGCCUCCGUACAGCCGCCUGGGAAUGCCUCUCACACCCUCUGCUAUAGCCAGCUCUAUGCAAGGUAGUGGCCCCACUUUCCCUUCCUUCCACAUGCCCAGGUACCACCAUUAUUUCCAGCAGGGUCCUUAUGCAGCUAUCCAGGGACUGCGCCACUCCUCUGCAGUGAUGACACCGUUUGUAUGAGUGAUGUAAGACAAGAAGAACGUGAGAUUUUCAAUGUGCAAGUUUGCUAUGAAAAGAUAUGAGGGACCUUCCUGUGGCAGGAGUGCUGAACUCAUCACAAACCAGCUAAGAAACAUGCAUUAUGGAUAUAGAUUCCUCCAUUGAGGGAUCACGAGA
Melopsittacus undulatus (budgerigar) is the source of this 1479-nucleotide messenger RNA. RefSeq names its product T-box transcription factor 20 (gene TBX20). Gene Ontology annotation, cellular component: nucleus. Lineage: Eukaryota; Metazoa; Chordata; Aves; Psittaciformes; Psittaculidae. The transcript is spliced from 8 exons. Gene Ontology annotation, biological process: heart looping; cell fate specification; positive regulation of DNA-templated transcription. The record is from RefSeq and is a predicted model, not a curated record. Gene Ontology annotation, molecular function: DNA-binding transcription factor activity, RNA polymerase II-specific; RNA polymerase II cis-regulatory region sequence-specific DNA binding. The coding region runs from base 1 to 1323 and encodes 440 amino acids.